AUGGAAAGGCCGUCCGGUCGCCCGCAGUCGGAUGCUGGUGGACAGGGCGGCGAGCACCUCCUUCAGCCGCAGUCCAAUAGCCAUCCCAACAUCGUCCCGGUGUCGAACCCUCCUAGCCUCUCUGGUUCGUCGUUACAGAUUCCACGAGGCCCGCCGCGCAGCGCCAUAACCACCGGAAAGAAGCAUAUGUCUAAGGUCGCUAUACCCCGCCAAAGGUCCGGUACUGCCCCUCGCUAUAGUCGCCGCGUACCACUAGCACAAAUUUCUCAGCUCUCGGCUAAGUCGAAUGACUAUGAGAACCUGCUCCGUGAGAUGAGCCAAUUUGUGGACGGCCGAAUGUCGGAGCGGAUCAAGAACACCCUCGAUAAAUACUCGGAUUCUGGAACCGAACGUUUCAAUGACCAGCAGUCGACUAAUUCUGCGCCGGCGUCUGGUGUCGAGGAAGAGCUGGAUCCGGAGAUGGAAAGCUUACCCUCCUCUAUUGGUUCGUUAGAGGCUAUUGACCGUGUGGAUGAGGAUCUUAACCGCAGCUCGAAUGCACGGGCUACGGGAUAUAUGGGAAAGAAUUCAGAGGUCACCUGGCUGCAACGAUUGGGGCGAGAGGCUGGUCACCGCGCGCGCAACUUAUCAGGGAUGGCUGACUCGAGGCCGGACCGCGAGCUGUCCAUUCAUUCCGUAAACUACCAUCUGGACGACGUGGACAUUACCCCCCCGGGACCUGUUCAUUUAUAUUGGAUGCCACCGCGGAACAUUGCUGAUAAGCUGUUUGAGGAUUAUCUAGAUACUAUUCAUCCUGUGUUUCCGAUCAUCAGCCGUCCACUUUUCUCAGCGCAGUACAGAAAUUUCUUCGAUAACUCUGCACGACCGGGCGACAAGUGGUUGGCUAUUUUGAAUCUGAUCUUCGCCAUAUCCUCCUGUCAUGCUCACCUCAUGCAGGCGUCGUGGCGCGGGGAUGACCGUGAUCACUUCGUCUACCUGGCGCGGGCGCGGGCUCUCAGUAUGAAUAGCGACACGCUUUUUACUCAUCCUGAUCUUCAGCAAGUGCAGGUGGAGGCACUAACGGCUUUCUAUCUUCUCGCAACUAGUCAGAUUAACCGAGCGUGGAGAAUUGCAUCGUUAGCUCUUCGCUCCGGCAUAUCUCUUGGGUUGAACUUAAGAAACACCAGCGAAAUUACUCCGGACAUAUCCAAGGAAGCUCGAUAUAGGGUUUGGUGGUGUCUUUUUACCUUUGAACAUAUUCUUGGGACAAUGACCGGACGCAUGACGGGUAUCUCGGACGGCAUCUGCACAACGCCAAUGCCCCUUCCUGUGGACGAGGAUCGGUUUCACGACCCAGCUGUAGUAGAGCUGCUCAGUAAUCUAGAACUUCGACAAGAGCGUAUUGAAGCGGCUCUCGCAAGCUGUUGCGUUCGACAAAUGCCACAGAAUCCACGGCGCCGUCGGGAGACGAAUGAUGCAGGCAAAAGUGCUGACGUUGCGCGGCUGAAAAGCUUACCCCCUAGCACUGCUCUCUUCUUCCUUUGCUACGUCGAUCUCGCGGUUAUUAGCCAGGAGAUUGUGAACCGUGUUUAUUCUCUGGAUUGCAUCAUGACACCUUGGGGUGAAAUUGAGAACCGCAUCAGUGAGCUUCGCUCACGCGUCGAGUGUUGGCACUCGAACCUUCCUGAAGCCUAUGAUUGGGGUCGGAGCGACGAGCAAAACCCAGUGUUGCUCAGGGCCAGUCUUUGUCUCGCAUUCUAUUAUUACAGUGUGCGCAUCACACUAGGGCGACCCUGCUUGUGUCGUCGCGAUGUUCGCCCAACGAACUCCCCGGGUCAAAAGAAACCCUUUAGCCACGAGAUAUCAAUAUCAGUGCUCGAGUCUGCGCGGCAGCUAAUAUCCUUGAUCCCUGACGUUCCUGAUGCCUCGCGAAUCUAUCAACUCUGUCCCUGGUGGUGCAUUCUACACUACCUUAUGCAGGCCACCACUGUCUUGCUUCUCGAGAUUUCCUUCGGCAGCAUUCACGUGCCCGAAGAGGAGAAGAACAUUAUUAAGGCAGCUAAGAAGGGAAUUCGCUGGCUCUACGCCAUGUCUGAGUCCAGUCUUGCAUCAAGGCGCGCCUGGGAGCUCUGCGACAGGAACCUCCGCCAGCUCGCCGCCGCCGCCGGCUCGAACAUCGACCUAAGCGAUAUGCCUGUUGGGGACUAUCAGUUCGAUACCAACGGUAUCCAGCCUAACCAUUCUCAACAACCUCAAGCCAACCCUCGUCCUCCUAUCACGACCACCGUAACUCAACUACCGACUCUUGCAUCGACACCGACCUUCCAGUAUAUCUCCCCCUUGAGCAACAACCCGCAAGAACAGAACCCACUCUCUCAAUGUCAAACAACAUCAUCAGCUCUCCAACAACCUCCAAUUGCUCCUCUUCUGCCAUCUACACAUCCCGAUGAUCCGCUUUCCUAUCCUUUUGACGCCACUACUUCCGCUGGAGCUUCCAACGAUGUCUACUUCCCCUAUGACCCCAUAACUGGCGAGUUCAUUCGAUCGUUCUUCCCGAACUCGAAUGAAGAGGAGCCUUGGGAGGGAUGA
Aspergillus mulundensis is the source of this 2568-nucleotide messenger RNA. RefSeq names its product fungal specific transcription factor domain-containing protein. The record is from RefSeq and is a predicted model, not a curated record. Gene Ontology annotation, biological process: DNA-templated transcription. The coding region runs from base 1 to 2568 and encodes 855 amino acids. Lineage: Eukaryota; Fungi; Ascomycota; Eurotiomycetes; Eurotiales; Aspergillaceae. Gene Ontology annotation, molecular function: DNA binding; zinc ion binding. The transcript is spliced from 4 exons.